GAAAUUUUUCAGUAAAUAUCCAUAAAACCAGCGGUGGUGAUGUUUUUCGUUCGAAGGUGCUGAACCUUUUUUCCCUCUUGAAACGUUUCCGCCUCGAACUCGUCCACAAAUAAACGAAGGCCGUUUGGUGGUGCUCGGAACGAUCUUACCAACUGCCAUCGUCCCCUGUGGCAGCGAGACGUUGGUCCUGUGCGUUUCCCGUUCAGCUCAUUGUCAGUGGUUUGGUAUGCGUCGGAAAAUGUGAAAUACGCCAAAUGCGUAGGACUUCCGUUCCGGAUGCGGAAAGCGAAUCUUCCAGGGCGGGAGAAUAAUGCGUCACAGUGCGUUUUAAUGUAACGAAUGGAAACGAACCAAUUUGGGGCCAGUGAAAUCUAGCAGAUGCAACCGUGCAACAUGAUGUUUCAUGAAGCUUCGGAACUCCACUUGUGUGGAAGUGUCAUCGGUGCGGUGGGGAGUGCACAGAAGUAGCAUGAGGAAGAACUUGGGGAGGGAACUUCCGGUUACAGUUGCAAGUGUCCACCUAAGUGCUUGAAAGCUACGGCAUACAGUUAGUAGUUCAGUGGAAAACGGUGACUUAAAGUGUGUGAAAACAUUUAACAAUCAAAGCAGACUUUGAAAAGCUGCUUCGAGGGGGGAACGUCCCUCGGAUAGCGAAGCGAAAGAGAAGCUUACGGAGAUUCAAUUCUUGUACCUGGAACUAUUUUAGUUUUUCAGGCACAAUACUUCAGAAUCGCUGUAUAAUCCACAUAUUGAAAGCUUAUAGAAGCAACUUGUUACGGAACGACAGUGGUGAAUGUGUCAAAUUUUAUUUUCAAGUUGGUCCAAAAAGUGUUCCCAAGUGUUAUCAGUUCAAUUUGGAGACAAAGAAAAAACUAUUCAAAAUUUUAUAAAUCUGUCUCUUGGAAGGGAUAGAAGUGUGUAGAAGAGCCCGUGUGUGUGUGUGUUUGUGAACGUGUUAAGACGGUGUACGGAACAUGGCAUAACAAUGCUUCCCACCUCAAGCUGCAAGCAGUCAUCUAUUAUUUAUUUUAUUAUUUUACCUCACGAACAACCACUGAGCCUCGGUAGCUUAGGCCACCGUUUGCGAUCGAGCCUUACAGUGGACGAUCAGCAGCACGUCACGAAUGAGAACUAUUACUCGCGGUAUCGAGCUGUUACCUGCCAUAGUUCCGGCACAUCCGUCUCCUGCAGUAGAGCAUCCACCGAGGGUCAAGCGUACUUCAAGGUCCCUGGACUAAGAGCUACUGGAUACAGUACAGCAGCAUGCUGAAACCGUUAAAAGACUUGCUUACCUAUUUUCAAAGAAAUGCUAACAGUUCCAACAUUUUCGGAUUAACAACGCCAACUACUACAACCACAAUGGGACCAAAUGAAAAUCCCAGAAUUGAUGAAGCGAUGAUUGAGAACGAUGAGCUGAUACUGGAGGACGGUGAUCCACUGAACGAUCCGCUCGCGUUGGACGAUUAUUCCGGCACGGAGCUAAACGUGUCCAAUGUGAGCGUUGGCAGUGAGGACGACGAUGGUCUUGCGUCUGGCAAGAUUAUCCUAGUCGACGUGACCACACUAAAGCCCAAAGAGCACCAGGAUGAGAUUGAAACGGAUGAUGAUGAGGAAGAGUCCUUGCCGAAAGAGGUUCAAGCAGUAGCAGCUCUGGAUGAUGAUGAGGAACCGAGUGCGAACCUGUCAAACGGAUCCAUUACGGUGGUUGAUUUAGAGGAAGAAGAGAUCAAUGGUACCGACGCAGGUAAUGUUGGUAGAAACGUUGCACAGAUUCAGACUGAAAGUCUGCGAUCGAAAACCAGCAACAGCAAGCUAAACUCUUACACAGUCGUCACAAACGGUGGUGGUGUAAGGGCGUCGUCUCCUUCGCUUGAGGAUGAUGUGGAAGAAGGUGGGAUCGCUGAGAAAAGCAGGCUAGUGGAAAACUUUACCGAUGAUGUCUCGCAACCGAGGCCUGUUGACACGACGGCAGAACAAAUGCAGACCGCCAACGGGGGUGAAGAGGAAGAGGAGGCAAGCGAUGGAUCCGAUUCUGGGUUAGGGUUGGAACCGACGCGCAAUGUGGCCCCAUGCGGCACUGGUACCAGUAGCAGUAGCAGUAAUAGUAGUAGUAGUAGCAAUAGCCCACUGCAGCGACCACCAAUAAAGAGCAGUCUAAAGCGACGCUCGGAAACGUUGGACGCUAGUGCGUCCGUGCGGCAGGAAAAGGAGGACGGAGUUAGCAGCCAGAAAAGGCCCAAAAAGGGCAUCACUUUCGAGGGUGUGACGGUGUAUUACUUUCCUCGCAUUCAAGGCUUUGGCUGUGUCCCAUCGCAGGGUGGCUGCACGUUGGGCAUGGAGUUUCAGCAUGUACACUCUAGGCGAUUAACACUUUCGGAACAUUCCGCCGAACAGCGGAAGGUGCAUCGGCAGCAAAAUCAGGAGCUAAACCCACGCAGUUCCUCCAGCGAAGACACGAGCAGUGAGGAGGAACCGAGCGAAAGCGGUUCCGAGGCAGAAAGUGAAUCGUACGGGUUUUUGCAACCGGUUUCAACGCGGCAACGGCGUGCCCUGUUGAAAGCGGCCGGCGUGCGUAAAAUCGAUCCGACGGAGAAGGACGACUGCCGGGAGAUACGAACGUCGCGUGAAGUUUGCGGUUGUACGUGCCGAGGGUACUGCGAUCCGAACCGGUGCGCGUGCAGCCUGGCCGGUAUCAAGUGUCAGGUGGAUCGGCCCAACUUUCCCUGUGGCUGUACGCUGGAGGGUUGCGCGAAUACGGCCGGACGCGUCGAGUUUAAUCCGGGGCGUGUUCGAACCCACUUCCUGCACACCAUAAUGAAGCUGAGAAUGGAGGGUGACGAUAGGAAAGCGUUGGAGGGCGGUAGUGGUGGAAAUGUAGCAAUGUUGCCGUCUCGGGCGGGUAGUAAUGCUACCGCAAGUGAUACGAACGAUAGUAGUGGUUAUGUGAUAGGUAGUGAAAAAAAUUGGUCCAACGGUCCGGUACGAUUACCACCGGGUAUGGUUGGUACUUACGGUGCCGGUAUUCAUCCUGGUCCUUCGUCGGCUGUUAGCGAGAUAGUGGAUGGGAUCGGGCCAAUGCAUCCAGUGCCGGGUAUGCUACACCAUCAUUCGCUUCUCGCACACCAUCAGCUACCGAUGGACGGAAUGCCUCUCAACCCGACCGGAGGACAAUUUCAGCAGCAGCAGCCGACGCAUCUUCAUCAUCUAGCACAUCAAGCCGCGCCGUAUGUAAACCUCCACGGCACAGAUCCUUCGCAGCAGAGCUAUCUGGUUGCGUCCAGCUCGCAGAACGCCACACACCUGCUCGGCAGUUCCGGUGUACCAGCGGCAUCAGCCGAUCCGACACUCGAUCUGCACUAUCCUUUCCGAGAUUAUUACGGUGGGCUUGAAGGAGCAUCAUCGGGGGGCGAGGGAGGCACCCAUCUACCGGGCAUGCCAAUGCAUCAGCUCUCUUCUUGCGCUAAUGCCGCCGAACCGCCUUCAACGCUUCAUGCUGACAUGUAUUAUAGGGAAAGCUAUGGUAGUUUCGUGGACGGCGCAGCAAGUACAACGGCAACCCUGGACGCUUAUCGGCAGGAAGCAAUCGUGCCCUUACACGUUCCCAACACCGGGCAUGAUCGGUUGCUAUCGAGUGCGACUGCAUCCUACCCUGAACACCACACGACGCCAGGCACCUUGCCAAGUGUGCCGCCCGAAGGACCAGACUGUGCCAACGACCCGUGUCAGUCCAGUGUGCCGAAAGUGCCUCAGCAAGACGUUAGUUGUACAGGAGAAGCCGCGAUCACUGCUGCAGCAGUUCUCAGCAACGUACCUUUACAGGAUCCGCUAAUGCAAUCCUUUCCAUCAGUACCACUCACGGUCGACCCUUCAGAAACCUGUGAUCUCAAUAUCACUGUCAUCAGUGACAGUACGCUCAGCUCGAGCGAGCAUGAUUCGAGCGGUGAGGUGACGAUCGUGGAGUGCGACGAUACGUCUAGAGAAGUUAAUCCGAUCAACGAUGCUGAUGAUGAUGAUGAUGAUGUCGUGGAAGAACCGUGUACUGCGGGGCGCAAUGCAAGAAGCAGGAACUGCUCCCGAACAAGCAGUUUCAUCGAUCUGACCGCACCGCAGGACGACAAUACUGGGCGGCUGGAAGCCAUUAACGAUUUGCUGGAAAGCAGCCGAAACGCGCUCAGCAUCGUACGGCGAUCGAUCGUUGCGGAGGAGGAUGACGAGCUGCGCGACUUUCAACAUCCGCCAGUGGAACCACCGCCACACGCCGUGAUCCAGCUCGACGACGAUGAGGAAGAUGUUGAGAGUGAGGAUUGUGUAAUGAGCAGUUCGCUGUUGCCUGACAGAACGAGCGGACCUAUAGGUGACGUUCAGAAGCUAGUUCAAAGCCGUCCGGUUAUGGUGCGUCCAGAUAGGAACGGUGGUGGCGCUAUCAAGAACGGUCACGAAAAGCAGCCGAAUCAGUUGCAGCAGAAACGGAAGCGUUGUUCCGCCUCGAUCGGAGAAGAAUCCGAUGCUUCGUUUCGGAAGAUGUUACAAAACGGCUCCGGAGCUUCGUCGUUCGUGCCUACGGUUUCUAGUACGUCCGCGUCCGUCAGUUCGCAAGCGAACGCGACGCUGGAACCUAGUGAAAAUCUGUGUGAAAUUAUUAAAAACAGUAUCGUCGAAACGGCCGUAUCACAUUGAACAGUAGUAGGCGAGUGGUGCGAGAAAAAAAAACCUUCCGAUAUUAUAUGAUUCCACAUCUUGAGGACUGAAGGAUAGCGGUUUUUUUUUGUGUGUGUAUUCGUAAGCUGUGUUAAUUAUUUGCAAUUAGCUUACAUUACUAUUUUAUUCAUUCAGGUCACAGCAAAGCUAGCCACGCGGGCAGCAAGCAGAAGAAGGGUACAGUUGAGAUGGCCAAACAAGCAGACACGUGUUUCGCUCAGUUUUCAAUCGAUCGAUCGUGAUCGCGCAUUCAGGUUUCCUAGCCGAAGCCAGAUGGUCUGUUGGUCUGAUGGUUAAGUUUUAUUCGUUUCGUUACCUCUUAUUAUUUCUAUGGUUACAUUCAAUUUUUUUGCAUCUUGUUGGUGUAUUACAAAAAGUUCUGUUAAUUCAUUCUUUUAAUUCUCUACUCUAUUGCUCUUUUGGUUUAGUUGAACACGUGUUUCAUUAUUUCCAAAGAACAAAGUUUAAAGCACUGUUAGAUUCGUUGCGUUUCGUUCAACGUACGCUCAUCACGGUUUUCCUCUUCCUUUUUAUUAUCACACUGGAAACUCUUUAUGAGUUCCAGUGUGAAAAUGAAAAGAAAGAGGAAACCAGUGAUGAGCGUACGGUGGUGAGCGAAUGCACACUUCUCUAGACUACCGACACUAGAUUGCUUUAUUUGAACCAGGAUUAACUUAAUUAGAUGCAAGAUAUCUCAGCACUACUGUAGUGUUUGGAAAUGGAGCACGGCCCGUUGUUCGGUGUCCGAACAUCCCUCAAAAUGUAUGAAUUUAGUAUGCAAUGCGUUUGAAUCUUGCAUGCGAUGCAACAAAUAGGAACUGUGUUUUGUAAAUAACAACCUCUCCGCCUAUACCGUGAACACUGAUUUGGGGCGUUCGGAAAUUUGUAAUUAUUAGUGAAAACGUUACGCCUGCUGUAUGGAUUCCAAAAUACAAAACGAAUAAUAGACACACAAACAAACAAGUCGUGACAGAUUGCAUACGCGGAACUAGUUAUAAAACUCCGAACUCCGCAGCUCAUCCUUCUUCUCGGCGUAGCAGCGUGUUUCGUUUCAUGUGGCUUUAAAAUACUUAAGAAAUGAAAUAACUCGCUCGUACAAAGGAGGAUGGGUUUUGGGGAGCGGGGAGUGCACAGGGCAGGGACAGCAGUAACGUAACAGCAGAUAAUAUCAGCGAAAAAUGGAAAAUAAAAAUUAGCAAGGAAAUCUUUUAAAAACAAACUAAA
Anopheles stephensi (Asian malaria mosquito) is the source of this 5922-nucleotide messenger RNA. RefSeq lists its product as uncharacterized. The coding region runs from base 1264 to 4677 and encodes 1137 amino acids. NCBI's taxonomy places the organism in Eukaryota, Metazoa, Arthropoda, Insecta, Diptera, Culicidae. Gene Ontology annotation, biological process: regulation of transcription by RNA polymerase II. Gene Ontology annotation, molecular function: sequence-specific DNA binding; DNA-binding transcription factor activity, RNA polymerase II-specific. The record is from RefSeq and is a predicted model, not a curated record. Gene Ontology annotation, cellular component: nucleus. The transcript is spliced from 5 exons.